This is a messenger RNA of Mycena indigotica, 1284 nucleotides long. Its product is annotated as F-box domain-containing protein. Gene Ontology annotation, molecular function: protein binding. The coding region runs from base 1 to 1284 and encodes 427 amino acids. Lineage: Eukaryota; Fungi; Basidiomycota; Agaricomycetes; Agaricales; Mycenaceae. The transcript has a single exon. The record is from RefSeq and is a predicted model, not a curated record.
AUGGCGACAACACUCCCCGCUGAGCUUCUUUCUCUCAUUUUCCAACAUGCGCAUGAAAUCUCUCCCCUGGCCACGGUGAACUGCCGCACACACGUGGCAGCGGCAGUCUGCCACCGCUGGCGGGCAGUCGCGUUGGGCAACCCGUUGCUAUGGCGGGACAUCCAUAUCCAGCGGACUGUCGACGGGCACAAGCGCAGGCCGCAAGGUUUACGCGACCUGCUCGGUCUUCAACUUCAACGCUCUGGCCAGAUCACGCUCAGAGUUCGCUUUGCUUAUCCAGACUCGGAUAUAGCGGUCUUCAAACUACUUCUGACGACGACGGACCGGUGGGCGGUACUUGACAUCGAGCUCACCGGGGCCCAGCGGUCUCUCCUCAUGGCAUACCCCGCGGUGUUUCCAAGCCUCGUGACGCUCACACUGCGUCACGUUUCCACUCUCAACCUAGGUGGGCUGUCCUUCGCGCCACACGUCACCGACGUCCGCAUUCUGGGGCCGAUCACGCCGCUCCCGGCGGCACUCCCGUGGGACAGCGUGACGCGCUGCAUCCUCCUGUACAUCAACACCGAAGAAGCACUUGCAGUCCUGAACACAGCGGCAGCCCUCCAGGCCUUCUGCGUGAGUGCCGGCUCGGGUGUCCCGCCGGGGCUGGGCCCGCUACCGCCACUGUGCACUGCACCGGCUCUGCGCAGCCUGCGGAUCACCCGCUCCUUGGAGGAGUUCGUGUCUAGCCUGCUCGGCAAGCUGGCCGCUCCCGAUCUGCAAUCGCUCAUGCUCGACACACUUGACGUCCCGGCACACGUGCUCUCGCCGCUCCUCCGCACCUUCAUCUCCGCUUCACCUGGACUUACAUCCCUCUCCCUCACCCGUGUUUCGCUCUCUGAGCCCGACCUUAUCGCCCUCCUGCCUCUGCUCCCCGCGUUGACCCGCCUCGCCGUCGUCUGGCCAGCCGAUGUCCAUACCCGCUCUCUCAUUGGGGCGCUGACACUCACCGGCCUUGCGCGCACAAGUUGGCUGCCACAUCUGACCGACCUAACGCUCGUUGGCGGGCUGUCGGUCCCCGACACACUCCUGUUCGCAAUGCUCCACAGCCGCCGGAAGACGUUGAAAAGGGUGGGGUUAUUUUACGCGGGAAGAACCUUCUUUUUCGACCGGUCGCUGGACGGGUUAAGGGCGGGUGGGAUGACGGUGGAUAUGAACUUUGAGGUGACGCCGGGAAGCGAGUACAAAGAUGAUACUGUGGAAAUUGAGGAUGAGGACCCAGACGAGCCGAACAUGGACCUGUAA